UCCACGUUACAGGCUGGUCGUCAGCGCGGGAGCAGUGUCAGCGUGAGUGAAGGAGAGCGUGAAGGCAGGACAUCCAGGAGUUUUUUUUCUGAAGGAAGACAAGACAUUACAACAUGAGUAACCGACGCGGAGAAAAAUCUCCCGCCUGGGUCGGCUGGGUGGGGAACAUGAACAUUAUAACGGACUACCUCAUAACGCGGCCAUGGACUUCCAUCUGGUGUGUUCCAAAGACAAUCAAUUCCCUCCUGCGCGCCGUCGGGAUCGUUGCUUUCGCGAACAACCCAAUUACAGGUUUUCUUAUCAUGGCAGCGAUGUUCGUCGGAAAUAUCAACGUGUUUUGGGCGUGUUUGCUGGCGGGCGUGCUUGGAGUCGCUUUCAGUAAGGUACUCAACCAGCCGGAGAAUUUAAUAAGUGACGGCGUGGUGGUGUUCAACGGCAUUCUGGUUGGAUGUAUUUCGGUGGCAGUUUUCCCGCCUCUCUCAGGACACAAGAUCGAUUCCCUGUUCUGGCUAUAUGUCACCUUGGCGGUCAUCAUCACAGCAUACGUGGACAAGGGUCUCAACGCUCUGAUGGCGGCUUCGAAACUACCAGCUUUAUCUAUCCCGUUCAACUUCUCCGCCGCCAUCAUGUUACUGAGCAUGCGCACUGCAGCCGACCUCAAGGGCGCUCAGCUCCCGGAGGUUGAGGGCGCUAACCUGACUGCUGGGGUCAACGUCACGCAGGACAUAGAGUGGGGAAAGGUGUUCGAGGGCACGCUUCUGGCUUCGGGGCAGAUCUAUGGCGUCGGGACUGUCGACUCCUCCAUCCUCGUCUGGCUUGGCUUUUUCUUCUUCUCUCCUCUCCUUACUGUUUUCUUCUACAUGGGAAGCGUCAUUGGCACAAUGAUUGGGUUGCUGGUGAGUACUGCGCCCUACACAGACGUCUAUCUAGGGCUUUGGGGCUACAAUGCCAUGCUGUCAGCCGGAGGUCUCUCCUACUUCCUCGUCCCUCUGCCGGGUGUGUUUGUGGCUGCCAUUAUUGUAGCUUCUCUGGCAGGCGCAGUCCAGGCAGCAACGGUGCAUAUAUUUUCAGCGACAGCGGUGCCCGUCCUGUCCUACCCUUUCAACGUGGCCACGCUGCUGAUCCUCGCCAUCAGCACGACAGAAAACCCGCCGUUCGUGUGGGUGGCGAGCAAGACUUUCCCCGAACAGCAUCUCGUCAAGUACUUCAGCGAGGAAAGGAGACUUCAGAACGAGCGCAAUCUUCCCGAUGCAGAGGAGCCCCUUCAAGCCAUCGGGAAAUGAGUGAUCUGAAGGGGUCGUUGGCUCAGCUGUUGCAAGACUAUUAGGGCAGUUUAUUUGCCUUUUAGAUAUUUGUAUGGUCAGAGUACGUUAUUUCUGUUGUUGUUUUUAGUGAUGGUAGUACCGUCGUUGUGGUUAUUGCGGGUCGGUGUUACUUAUAUCAUUGUUUUGUCAUUGUCAUUGCUACUGUUAUUUUUUUUAUUAUAGUUAUUACUAUUAUUAUUAUUAAUCAUUAUUAUUAUCAAUGUUAAUCAUUGUUGUUUUUAUUAUCUUCGCAACGACUGUCAUCGCAGUCUUUGCAUGAACACUGUCACUGUAAUGACCUUGUUUAUAAAUUUCUUUUCUUGCCACGCGGCUUCCCAUAGAGAUACAUCAAAGGAUUUAUUUUAAAAGAGUACAUGGAACCGCCAUGGUGCUAAAGUGACGUGGGCAAGAGUGUAUAUAAAGAUGAACGGAAAUGGAACCACGAAAGUAUACAAGCGAAAUACUAGAUGGCGCUUAUUUUCUUUCUUAAUAAA
This is a messenger RNA of Penaeus indicus, 1798 nucleotides long. RefSeq names its product urea transporter 1-like. NCBI's taxonomy places the organism in Eukaryota, Metazoa, Arthropoda, Malacostraca, Decapoda, Penaeidae. Gene Ontology annotation, molecular function: urea transmembrane transporter activity. Bases 114 to 1283 code for a protein of 389 amino acids. The record is from RefSeq and is a predicted model, not a curated record. The transcript has 10 exons. Gene Ontology annotation, biological process: urea transmembrane transport. Gene Ontology annotation, cellular component: membrane.